This is a messenger RNA of Hibiscus syriacus, 1232 nucleotides long. RefSeq names its product heavy metal-associated isoprenylated plant protein 7-like. The record is from RefSeq and is a predicted model, not a curated record. The coding region runs from base 203 to 1117 and encodes 304 amino acids. Gene Ontology annotation, molecular function: metal ion binding. Lineage: Eukaryota; Viridiplantae; Streptophyta; Magnoliopsida; Malvales; Malvaceae. The transcript is spliced from 5 exons.
AUGGGAUGGUGUUGGGGAAAUCAUAUAGUUUAAGAUUUCAUGGUUAGGUAAACUUUUGACUUUACAGAGAGAAAAUAAACGAACAAAAAGCAAAACCUCUCGAGACUAGCAAAAGAUAGCAAAGUUCCCUUUGCAUCAUCAUCAUCAACAUCAAAGCCUCUGUACUUUGAACUUUGAAUCGAAACCCAGAUUCUGUAAACUAAUGGGGGAGGAAGAGAAGAGACCAGCUGAGGAGAAGAAAAUGGAGGAGAAAAAGGUAGAAGAAGAUGCAAAGAAAGGAGAUGAAUCUAAAGGAGAACCUGCUCAACAACCUCAAGAGAUUAUCUUGAAAGUUUACAUGCAUUGUGAAGGCUGCGCCCGCAAAGUCCGUUGUUGUCUCAAGGGCUUUCAAGGUGUCGAAGAUGUAAUGACGGAUUGCAAGAGUAACAAGGUGGUGGUGAAAGGUGAGAAAGCUGACCCUUUAAAAGUUCUCGAGAGAGUUCAAAGGAAAAGCCAUAGAAAAGUUGAGCUUCUCUCACCCAUCCCAAAACCACCGUCUGUGGCGGAGGAGGAUAAGAAACCAGAGGAAAAAGAAAAGCCUCAGCCUGAGGAAAUUAAAGAAGAGCCUCAGGUGGUGGUGUUGAAGGUUCACAUGCACUGUGAAGCUUGUGCUCAAGAGAUCAAGAAACGUAUCCAAAGAAUGAAAGGAGUGGAAUCAGUAGAGCCAGAUCUUAAGAGCUCAGAGGUGACAAUAAAGGGAGUGUUCAGUCCACCAAAACUAGUAGACUACGUUUACAAAAGAACAGGGAAGCACGCGCUGAUACUGAAACAAGAGCCCGAUACCAAGAAAGAAGAAGAAAAACCCAAAGAUGGCCACGAGGACGACAAGAAGAAUGGUGAAAAGGACAAGAAAGAUUCCGAAGGCGGCAACGAUAAGGACAAGAAAGGUGGUGGUGACGGCGGAGAAGCCAAUGCAGCCACCGCAGGAGGAGGAGGAGGAGGAGAAGAGACCAAAGUGACGGUGGACCUGAAGAAGAAUGAAUUGUAUUAUUACGGUCCAAGGUACGCCACCGAGUUUUACGCUUAUCCUCCGCAGAUGUUCAGUGAUGAAAACCCUAAUGCUUGCUCUGCAAUGUAAAAAGGAAAUGUUGAGUCCUCUGCUCUUCCUUCAUGUGCUCCUCAUUCUGCUGUCUAAUGGCUAUAAGAUAAAGAAUAAUAUGAAGAGAAGUCGUAGAAUUUCGACUCUAAACUAU